CUCUGCCUCCCUCCAGAUUUGACCAUACCUCUACCUAACACUCUGGAUAGAACGAAACAGCUUAAAAGUGACUUGAAAAAAAAAAAAGGAUCGUGGUCUUCGUCUCCUCUUAGUUUUAUCCGUUACCGGAAAAUACCAAUAUCCGGCAGUACACUUCCCAAUUCGAAUUUCGAGCGCAGGGAACAGAACAAAGCAAUCAUCAUUCAUCACCUUCCAACGCCAGCGAGCCAGAAGAAGAACGCAUUAGGGUUUUUUGCGUGGCCGAGAGCGAAGGAGAGAAGAUGGCAGUGGGGAAGGAAGACGUGGAGAUCGUGAAGGCGCGCAUCGACAAGAGGGAUUACAGAAGAGUCGUGCUCCGCAAUUCGCUCCAAGUGCUCCUCAUUAGCGAUCCCGAUACCGAUAAGUGUGCUGCUUCAAUGGACGUUGGCGUCGGUUACUUCAGCGACCCUGCUGGCCUCGAAGGCCUCGCCCAUUUCCUCGAGCACAUGCUGUUUUAUGCGAGUGAAAAAUACCCAGUUGAAGAUAGCUACUCCAAGUAUAUUACUGAGCAUGGAGGAAGCACCAAUGCUUUUACAUCUUCUGAACACACCAACUAUUUUUUUGAUGUUAACACAGAUGGCUUUGAAGAGGCUCUGGACAGAUUCGCUCAGUUCUUCAAUAAACCAUUGAUGUCUGCCGAUGCCACUAUGAGGGAAAUUAAAGCUGUUGACUCUGAAAACCAGAAGAAUUUAUUAUCUGAUGCAUGGAGAAUGAACCAGCUUCAGAAACAUCUCAGUGAUGAAGAUCAUCCGUAUCAUAAAUUUAGUACAGGGAACUGGGACACUUUGGAAGUUAGACCAAAAGCAAAAGGAUUAGAUACAAGGAGCGAGCUUCUCAAAUUCUAUGAAGAAAACUAUUCUGCUAAUCUAAUGCAUCUAGUUAUAUACACAAAUGAAAGCCUUGAUAAAAUUCAAAACCUUGUAGAAGAAAAGUUCCAGGAUAUUAGAAACAUCAACAAAACUUGUUUCCGUGCUCGUGUUCAGCCGUGCAAAUCAGAGCAUUUGCAAAUUCUUGUCAGGACUGUCCCAAUAAAGCAAGGUCAUAAAUUGAGAAUUGUAUGGCCAGUAACCCCUGAAAUUCAUCAUUACACUGAAGGGCCAUGCAGGUAUCUUGGUCAUCUAAUUGGUCAUGAAGGAGAAGGGUCUUUAUAUUACAUCUUGAAAAAAUUGGGAUGGGCUACGGCCUUGUAUGCGGGCGAAUCAGAUUGGGGUUUGGACUUUUCUUUCUUUAAAGUUGUAAUUGAUCUUACUGAUGUUGGUCAUGAGCACAUACAAGAUAUCAUUGGGUUGUUGUUCAAAUACAUUGAGCUUCUACAACAGUCUGGUGUUUGCAAAUGGAUUUUUGAAGAGCUUUCAGCGGUUUGUGAGACCAAGUUUCAUUAUCAGGACAAAAUUCGUCCUAGUGAUUAUGCUGUUAAUAUUGCAUCAAAUAUGAAGUUUUAUCCUGUAAAAGAUUGGUUGACAGGAUCAUCCUUGCCUUCUAAAUUUAGCCCAAAUGUUAUCCAAAUGGUACUAGAUCAGCUUUCUCCAAACAAUGUUCGAAUCUUUUGGGAGUCUAAAAAAUUUGAAGGGCUUAUGGAUAAGGUAGAGCCAUGGUAUGGAACUGCAUAUUCCCUUGAAAAAAUCACUGGCUCUGCAAUUCAGGGGUGGGUGCUUUCUGCUCCAGAUGAAAAUAUGCAUCUUCCAGCUCCUAACAAAUUCAUUCCAACUGACUUGUCACUUAAAAUUGUGCAAGAAAAAGUAAAGUUUCCAGUUUUGUUAAGCAGGUCUACUUAUUCAGCCUUAUGGUAUAAGCCAGAUACAUUGUUUUCUACACCCAAGGCUUAUGUAAAGAUUGAUUUCAAUUGCCCAUAUUCUGGAAACUCUCCUGAGGCUGAAGUUUUGACGCAUAUUUUCACAGAGUUAUUGAUGGAUUACUUGAAUGAAUAUGCUUAUUAUGCUCAGGUUGCUGGUUUAUAUUACAGCAUAAAUCAAACAGAUGGUGGUUUCCAGAUGACUCUCCGUGGUUACAAUCACAAGUUAAGGAUUCUACUUGAAACUAUAGUUGAAAAGAUUGUGACAUUUGAAGUGAAAACUGACAGGUUUUCAGUUAUCAAGGAAAUGGUAACCAAAGAAUACCAGAAUUUGAAGUACCAACAACCUUAUCAGCAGGCUAUGUACUAUUGCUCUUUGAUUUUACAAGAUCAAACCUGGCCUUGGAUAGAACAGCUAGACAUACUUCCUGCUCUUCAAGUUGAAGAUCUUGCUAAAUUUGUACCAGCAAUGCUCUCCAGGACCUUUUUAGAGUUUUAUAUAGCAGGGAACAUUGAAAGCCAUGAAGCACAGUCAAUUGUUAAGCACAUAGAAGAUGUUCUCUUUAAUUUUUCAAAACCUCUGUGCAAGCCUUUAUUCUCAUCUCAACAUUUGGAAAAUCGGGUUGUUAAACUUGAAAGUGGCAUGAAUUACUUCUACCCUUCAGAAUGUCUUAAUCCUGAAGAUGAGAAUUCUGCUCUUGUGCACUAUAUACAGGUUGGGCGAGAUGACUUUAAGCUGAAUGUUAAACUUCAGCUUUUUGCCCUUGUUGCAAAGCAACCAACCUUUCAUCAGCUACGAUCAGUUGAGCAGCUGGGGUACAUUACUGUGCUCAUGCAGAGGAAUGAUUGUGGCAUACGUGGACUACAGUUUAUUAUCCAAUCCACAGUAAAGUCUCCUGGUAACAUUGAGCAAAGGGUCGAGGCAUUUCUCCAAAUGUUUGAGACCAAACUCCACGAGAUGACAAUUGAUGAAUUCAAGAGUAAUGUAAAUGCUUUGAUAGAUGUGAAGCUAGAGAAACACAAAAAUUUGAGGGAAGAGUCAUCAUUUUUCUGGCGAGAGAUUAAUGAUGGUACUUUGAGGUUUGAUAGGACAGACUAUGAGGUUGAAGCAUUAAGGCAGCUCACUCUUCAAGAAUUGAUAGAUUUCUUCAAUGAAUAUGUCAAAGUUGGUGCACCUCGAAAGAAAACUUUAAGUGUACGAGUACAUGGGAACCGUCAUUCAUCUGAAUACAAAACGGAAGCCUCAGAACCACACUUGGCUAAAAUAGACAAUAUCUUUACUUUUAGAAGAUCACAGGCUCUUUAUGGUUCAUUUAAAGGACUUUCUGGGCAGAUGAAAUUAUAGCUAGUGCAUCCUCCAGGUUUAUAAACUUCCACACGUUACAGAAAUAAUUUAAAUGAAAUAUCACCUGUAAUAUUGGGCACUCUCAUAAUAGCUUGGACAAAAUGUUCCCUUUUCAGUUCAUGGACGUGCUAAGUGCUAUUCAUCUGGAUUUGAAAUGAGUGAUAACUUACAUGAGCAGAAUUAUAUGAAUCUCAUUUCUGGUAUGAGUGGCUUAUCAAAUCAUUUUGUAAUAUUAUAUAAUCGUUAUACGGUUAUAAACACUUUUAUUUGCUCUAUAUGCACCGACUUACUGUGAUUUACAAGUUAAAAAUCAGUUUAGACAAUUAUGAGGGCCAUGUAAUAAAGAAUGCCAAACAUUUCUGUAAGAUUUUGUAUUUAUAUUUUUUUUUACAUGCUUUUCUGAGCAA
Molecule: messenger RNA, 3583 nt
Organism: Glycine soja
Lineage: Eukaryota; Viridiplantae; Streptophyta; Magnoliopsida; Fabales; Fabaceae
Product: insulin-degrading enzyme-like 1, peroxisomal
Exons: 26
Coding region: 282-3176 (964 amino acids)
Biological process (GO): peptide catabolic process
Cellular component (GO): cytosol; mitochondrion
Molecular function (GO): metalloendopeptidase activity; metal ion binding
Source: RefSeq, a predicted model, not a curated record